Messenger RNA from Onthophagus taurus, 958 nucleotides. NCBI's taxonomy places the organism in Eukaryota, Metazoa, Arthropoda, Insecta, Coleoptera, Scarabaeidae. The record is from RefSeq and is a predicted model, not a curated record.
UUUUCCAGACUACCAAAUUAAUUUUGGGACUUGUUUAGUUCACGCCGAGUUUAUUUCGAUGGGACUUCUCCUCAUGCUUGUUAACUUGAUAUUAUUGAAGAAACGUAACUCAUUAAGUGAAAUGACUAAUGUAUUCAGUGAUUUUACCGAAUUUGGGGCACCCCAAAACAAUUUGUUUUUCGAACGAAACUUGAAAUUUAUCAUAAAAUUAUGUCACUAUGGGGGGUUUCUUUUCGCGCAUGUUGUUACUGCUAUAUUUAUUAUGUUGAGGGAUAACAAGCUUUCUUUUGUAAUGCCAUAUUACACUCGCAACGAUUUGAAUCGGUGGGAAAUAAUGUUGAUUUUGUUAUUUCAUAUAUACUCCGUUAAAGUUACGCUGAAUCUUUUGUUGCUUGUAAUAUUGUUGUAUUGUUAUUCGAUGAUCUUAAUCGUGGUACGGAUUAAACACCUCAACGAGAUUAUUGGUAAGAUUAAUUUGACAAGAAAUAAGAAAAGAAACUUUAAAAUUCUUCGCCCCAUCGUUUUGUACCAUCAACACAUCUUCAAGAUGUUUCAAUUUGCCACCAAAUUCUUCAACAUCUUCAUGGUCCCAACAAAAUUUUGCGUUCUCCUUUCCCUAACGUUAUCUUCAAUCGAUAUUUCAAUGCGAAACAAUUUAAUAAGCUUUUUCGUAUUUAUACCCAACUUUUUCGCAUUAUUUGUACUCCACACAUUUGGACAAAAAUUAAGUUCAGCUGCUGAGAGUGUGGUGGAUUCCGUUUAUGAUUUAAACUGGUAUGAAGCCGAUGUCUCAACUAGAAAGGAUAUUUUAAUUUUACUGUGUAUGAGUCAAAGAAAACUCGCGGUGGAGUUACCUAUGUUUGGGCAGAUGUCGCACGCGGCUGCAACAAAUGAUUACAAGAACGUCUACAUAUUCUUCAAUUGGUUGUUGAAGAUCACUCAGAAAAAGAUAUUUUGA